Carassius gibelio (silver crucian carp) is the source of this 1638-nucleotide messenger RNA. RefSeq names its product gastrula zinc finger protein XlCGF8.2DB. Lineage: Eukaryota; Metazoa; Chordata; Actinopteri; Cypriniformes; Cyprinidae. The coding region runs from base 149 to 1276 and encodes 375 amino acids. The transcript has 2 exons. Gene Ontology annotation, cellular component: nucleus. The record is from RefSeq and is a predicted model, not a curated record.
AGUCUAGUAGGUGGCGGUAAUGGCGAGCUAUACUUAAUCUCAAAGGCAGAAGAAGACACAUCUGGAGCACUGAUUUGGAAACAGAACGAGAUUAAUAAAGGUUUAUGGAGCAUUAAUCAAAUCUGCGGAAAUUUUCAUUGCAAAAAAAAUGGAGCGCAUUAAAUCAGAGUUCAUGGAUAUGAAUGAGGAAGAACCCUGUACAGUGAAAGAUGAAGAUACUGAGGAACAAAGCGGUCUGAUGGAGGUGAAAGAGGAACGUCCAGAACUAGACGAUACAGAGGAAAACCAUCAGGAAUCUGUGACCUCCUCACACACUGACAAGAAAAUCUCCCAGAAAAGAAAAUCCGUCACAUGUGAUCUGUGCGGAAAUAGUUUUGUGCGUAAAACAGUCCUGAAUGAUCACAUGAAGAUUCACACCGGAGAAAAACCUUAUUUGUGUGAUCAGUGUGGACGGAGAUUCACGCGCAGACAUCUCCUGAACGAACACAUGCGAAGUCACACCGAGGAGAAGCCUUACACGUGCUCCGAGUGUGGGAAGGGUUUCUCACUGAGUGAAAACCUCAAGAUUCACAUGAGCAUCCACACCGGAGAGAAGCCGUUCACAUGUGAUCAGUGUGGGAAGAGUUUCAUGCGUAAAUGCAUCCUGAGCAAUCACAUACGCAGUCACACCGGAGAGAAACCUCACGUGUGUGUGGAGUGUGGAAAGGGUUUCGCACUUAAAGAAAACCUGAAGUCCCACAUGAGAAUCCACACCGGAGAGAAGCCGUACACAUGCAGCGAGUGCGGACAUAGCUUCACAUUUAAAGGAAACCUUAACUAUCACUUACGGAUUCACACAGAAGCGACGCCUUUCACGUGUCAUCUGUGUGGGAAGAGUUUCACGCAGCCGGACACGCUCUCAUAUCAUCUGCGCUGUCACACCGGAGUAAAACCCUUUAAAUGUGAGGAGUGCGGUAAAGCGUUCAUCCUGGCCUCACAUCUGAAGAAGCACAUGAUGGCUCACGCCAACGAGAGAGCUUACUUCUGCUCUGUGUGUGGGAAGAGUUUCUCACGGCGGGACUGUUUUAAACUGCACCUCAAGAUUCACACCGGCGUGAAAGCUCACGUGUGCUCUGUGUGCGGGAAGAGUUUCAGAAGAGCCGGAGAACUGAAGGGUCACUACAGAGUCCACAGCGGAGAAAAGCCCUACAAGUGUUCGCUCUGCGACAAGAGUUUCAGCUCAUCAUGCACUCGACAGAAACAUGUCCGACAGCACUGUCCGAAGAGGCCGAAGUGAGCAGGCUGCUGUAACCCUGAACACAUUCAACAAGAAGCACAGCUGGACAAACAAAACAGAUCUAAUUAAAGCGACUUUAAUGCACAGACCACUGCUCAUAUGUGUUGCAUCAUGAUGCAUUUAAAAGUAUAAUGUUUAACAUUGUUGUUGCAUGUGAAAUAUAACACAGAUAGCAUUAAAUGAACCUAUGCUAAAUGUUAAUUAUUAGUAACUCUUAUGCCUUUAUCUAAAGCACAUAUCCACCAUGUUUGUAGUUUUUUUAAAAACCUUUUUAUGCAUGUUUGUAGAUCUGAACUGAAUACUCCUCCAGAGCGCAAUGGAUUGUGGGUAAUAUUAGCCAUUAAAGUCUGCAUGUAUCCACA